Messenger RNA from Folsomia candida, 967 nucleotides. RefSeq lists its product as uncharacterized. NCBI's taxonomy places the organism in Eukaryota, Metazoa, Arthropoda, Collembola, Entomobryomorpha, Isotomidae. The transcript has 4 exons. The record is from RefSeq and is a predicted model, not a curated record. Bases 75 to 752 code for a protein of 225 amino acids.
CUUUUAUCAAUUGAUACGAAUCUGUCCACACCGUUCAUUCAGAUCUCUUGCAAAUAAUACACGAAAUAAAAUCCAUGAAAAUGACGAGAAUCCAUAUUUCUAUCCUGAUCUUGGUCAUAAUUCAGAUUUCCCUCGGAAAUUGUUCCCCUCCAGAAGAUAAAAAUAACUACUACGUGGAAGCAUAUCGACAAGAAGGUGAUUCCGAAACUCUCAUCUUAAAAAUAAAACCCGUGGAAAACGAUCUGAACCAAGUUUCACCCCCGUUCGAAAUUUUGACCAGGAAAAGUAACCCAGAACCAAAAUGGCAAGGUCGGCAGGAGGAAGAUGAAGAUGACGACGGCCCCAGCACGACGCCAUACAUUCCUAUGAUCAUUCCCGGAUUGACCAAAAUUUUUAAUGGGAUCGUUACCGGAAAUUUGAAUGAGAUUUUUCACGGAUCGACCAGUUUCGCCCCGAAAAACGUAAGUUACGCGAUUGACUCGGUUUACAAUCAAGUCGUGGGAAUCCCCCCGCCCAAAACGACCGUUCUUACCGUUCCGACUACCACGACCGUUAAACCCGUCGUCGUUUUGGCGGGAAACGGUACAGCGUCACAAGCCACACAAGCAGCAGUCGUGGUGACCACAGCGGGAAGCGUGGACGAGGACGAAGACGGUACCGACACCGAGUCAGAGUCUGAAACGGACACGGCGCGAAGAGAAGUUCCCGCCGUGGUCAGGUCGGGACGAAGAAUGGGGCGACGAUUCUUCUAAUGAAAAGAAAUUUUCAUACAAAUUUUGAAAACUCUAAUUUAAUUAAUUUAUGAAAUUUUGACCAAUAAAAUUAUGACAAUGUUAACAUUUUUAAUUUAUUCUGUUAUAUUAAUUUAAGCAUAAUUGACAUUUCUUCAAAAGUAAAAGUAUAAUGAGAAUUCGUUUUAAAUUAGAUAAUUUUGGAAUUGUGACCAAUAAAACUUUUUGAUUCUGAG